Molecule: messenger RNA, 2017 nt
Organism: Pelobates fuscus (common spadefoot toad)
Lineage: Eukaryota; Metazoa; Chordata; Amphibia; Anura; Pelobatidae
Gene: SNW1
Product: SNW domain containing 1
Exons: 14
Coding region: 62-1669 (535 amino acids)
Biological process (GO): mRNA splicing, via spliceosome
Cellular component (GO): spliceosomal complex
Source: RefSeq, a predicted model, not a curated record
GCCAACUCCACAUCCGGUUCGCCAAAGCCAGACUUCCGGUGUGUAAAGAACGUCUGUGAAGAUGGCGCUCGCCAGUUUUUUGCCAGCUCCAACACAGCUGUCUCAGGAUCAGCUGGAGGCAGAGGAGAAGAUAAGAGCCCAGAAGUCACGCCAGACAGCACUGGUUGCAUCACGAAGAGAGCCACCUCCAUACGGACAUCGAAAGGGCUGGGUUCCGCGGGCUCUUGAGGAUUUCGGAGAUGGAGGCGCAUUCCCAGAAAUUCAUGUGGCACAGUACCCACUGGACAUGGGUAAAAAGAAGCGUGUGUCCAAUGCUUUGGCUGUUCAGGUUGAUGCAGAGGGAAAGAUUAAAUAUGAUGCCAUCGCUCGACAGGGGCAAUCAAAGGAUAAGGUUAUUUUUAGCAAAUACACAGACCUUUUACCUAAAGAAGUGAUGAAUGAAGAUGAUCCCGAUUUACAAAGACCUGACGAGGAAGCAGUUAAAGAGCUGACAGAGAAAACCCGGCAGGCUCUGGAUAAGGCUGUAUCCCAAAAGAUAGCAGCCGCCAUGCCAGUCCGGGCAGCAGACAAGCUGGCACCAGCACAGUACAUCAGGUACACUCCAUCGCAGCAGGGUGUCGCGUUCAAUUCUGGUGCCAAACAGAGGGUAAUACGAAUGGUGGAAAUGCAAAAGGAUCCAAUGGAGCCACCUCGUUUCAAAAUUAACAAAAAGAUCCCACGUGGUCCCCCGUCCCCUCCAGCCCCCGUCAUGCAUUCUCCAAGCAGGAAGAUGACUGUCAAGGAACAGCAAGAAUGGAAAAUCCCUCCGUGUAUCUCCAACUGGAAAAAUGCCAAAGGUUACACUAUACCACUGGAUAAGCGUUUAGCAGCAGAUGGCCGAGGGCUGCAAACUGUUCAUAUCAAUGAAAACUUUGCCAAGUUGGCUGAAGCCUUGUACAUUGCAGACAGAAAGGCACGAGAAGCUGUGGAGAUGCGAGCGCAGGUUGAGAGGAAGAUGGCGCAGAAGGAGAAAGAGAAGAAAGAAGAAAAGCUUCGGGAACUGGCGCAGAUUGCAAGAGAGCGCCGUGCUGGGAUAAAGUCUCAUGAAGAAAAAGAGGAUAGUGAAGCGAGAGAGAGGAAUGAAAUCCGUGACACCAGACGUAAAGAGCGACAGCAUGAUCGUAAUCUCUCCCGAGCGGCUCCAGACAGGAGGCCUAAACUGCAGAGAAACGAGGAUAGAGAUAUCAGUGAACAAAUUGCUCUGGGCAUUCCCAACCAACGGGCAUCUAAUGACAUUCAGUAUGACCAGCGACUUUUCAACCAGAGCAGGGGCAUGGACAGUGGGUUUGCAGGAGGAGAGGAUGAGGUUUAUAACGUUUAUGACCAGCCGUGGAGAAGCAAUAAAGAAAUGGCACAGAACAUCUACCGUCCCAGCAAGAAUACAGACAAUGAUGUGUAUGGUGCUGAUCUGGAUACACUGAUGAAAACUAACAGGUUUGUUCCUGACAAAGAGUUUUCUGGCUCAGACCGCCGGCAGCGGCGGGAGGGAGGACCUGUUCAGUUUGAAGAAGAUCCCUUUGGCUUGGACAAGUUCUUGGAAGAAGCCAAGCAGCACGGAGGAUCUAAGCGUCCCGACAGUGGCCGUGCUAAGGAACAUGAUCAUGAUGGAAAGAAACGCAGAAAAGAAUGAGGAGCCCUGCUCCUUAUAUAGGACUGGUUACUCUGCUGGAUGGUCAUGUAGUAGGGCCCUUUUCUUUAAAGACACAUUUUUAAAAGGAGAAAUGUAUUUUCCAAAUCUACCUUUAGGUUUUGUGUAAAGAAACAGGACAGGAAGGUAAGAAUCUACAGGUCCCGAUUGUAUAUAGAUUUAUAUAUUAUUUUUCAAAGGCAGGGUAUUAUCUACUACCAAGCUUGCAAUGCUAACAAGACACCUAACUGGGGAGCAUAAGGGAUUUGUGUACAUAAACUAACUCUCCCCCCCCCCCCCCCUUCCCUGAAGUGAGCACUUGUUUAAUAAAUGAAUGUCCCAAAACAAAAA